GGAGAAACGCUAACAUUCUGGGCGGAAAGGAUAGAAGAGGACAGCUCGGCAGAAGUCCAAAGAAAGUGUUACGUACAAAGGUUUUAUUGGCUGACAUAAAUCACGAAAAUUUGUUUUGGUUCAAGCGUUAGACGAACCGACGGUUGACCAAACACAACGAUGCUGUCCGUUGGUUUGCUUUUUCUGAUGUUUUUCCUGGCCUUUGAGGGCGCCGUAGUUCAAGCUGAUGACGAGGAUUACGACCCUUGCAAGGCUGAUGGUAUCGUACAGGGUGAUAUUGCAGUUUCUAAGGCGGACUUGCGUCAAAGCAGAAGGAAAAGGGCUGCGACUGCAUUCAACAAGAGGCUUUGGCGAGAAGGUGUAAUUCCUUUUGAGAUAGCAGACGGUGUUUACACAGGAGAUCAGAGAGCGGUUAUCUUACAAGCCAUGCGUCAUUGGGAAAACACUACUUGCUUAACAUUCAUUGAGCGAACGACAGAGAAAGACUAUAUUUACUUCCAUAAAGGACGCUGUGGCUGCUGCUCGUAUGUUGGACGCAAGGGAAAUGGGCGCCAAGGGAUUUCUAUUGGCAAGAAUUGCGACAAGUUUGGCAUAGUGGUGCACGAGAUUGGACACACAGUGGGGUUCUGGCACGAGCAUACGCGGCCUGAUCGGGCUGACUUUGUUAACAUUUUCAGGGAGAAUAUAAAGAAAGGUGAAGAACAUAACUUUCUAAAACUCAGUUCCGCAGAAAUAAAUUCUUUGAACGAGCCUUAUGAUUAUGCAUCCAUCAUGCACUACGGGAAAUACACGUUUGCGAAGGAAGGCCAUCAAGUAACAAUUUUGCCCAAAAAGAAUUCACAAACGGAUCUUACCCCUGAAAUUGGACAAAGGGAAAAGCUCAGUAUUGGAGAUAUCAGACAAACUGAAAAAAUGUACCGCUGUCCAGAAUGUGGAAGAGCACUACAUGGGCGCGCUGAUACGUUUUCGUCUCCUGGAUUCCCCAAGAGUCAGAAGUACAAGUUAUGUGUGUGGCGCAUUGCUGUGACGCCGGGGGAGCGAGUCUCUCUUAAUUUUACCGUCUUUAGUCUCAGAAGAAGCUCAGGAAAAUGCAGGGACGAGUACGUGGAGGUUCGGGACGGUCAUUCCAAGUCUUCGCCUGUGAUUGGUCGAUAUUGUGGGAAGAGAGUGCCACCUUUAAUAUGGUCUACAGGGAAUAGAUUGUGGAUAAAGUAUCAGUCGUCUGAAGUUGUAGGAAAGCAAGGAUUCAAGGCAAGUUACAAAGCGGUAUGUGGUGGUGACAUAACUUCUCUUCAAGGAACCAUUCAGUCACCGAAGUAUCCGCAGUGGUAUCCAUACAACAAAAAGUGUACUUGGAAAAUUACUUUGCCAGCGCAUUUUAGGGUUGGAAUUCGCUUUAUUGCUUUUGAUAUCGAGGGCCAUAGCGAGUGUCUGUAUGAUUAUCUUCAAAUAAAAGACGGACCUGAGGACUCCUCGUCCUUACUAGGACGAUACUGUGGGAAAAAAAUUCCUCAGGAGCUGAGGAGCAAUUCCAGUCAGGUGACAAUUCAGUUCUCUUCAGAUGGAACCGUAAAUAAACCUGGCUUCUACUUGAACUUUUUCUCAGAGACGAACGAGUGUAAAAUCAACAAUGGCGGAUGCCAACAAAUCUGUGUGGAUACCAUUGGUGGCCACCGUUGUUCAUGUGACCCUGGUUACGAGCUGAGGUCGAAUAACAAAGAUUGCGAAGGUGCCUGUGGAGGAACACUAAGGGCUCCUAACGGAAACAUAACGUCACCAAGCUACCCCGGUAACUAUCCCAACAAUAAACGCUGCCUUUGGAAAAUCAUGGGACCCGAAGGACAAAAGAUAUCACUGAAGUUUGACAAGUUUCAAUUGGAGGGAACUGGAAAUGGAGUUUGCCAGUACGAUUACGUCAAAGUAAAAGAUAAGAACGAUCAGGUUCUUGGAACGUUUUGUGGUGGAAAGAUUCCUCAAACAGUGACCAGCUCUUCAAACCUCAUGUGGGUGGAGUUCGAGUCAGAUCAGUCUCAAUCUCGGGCUGGAUUCUCUGCUGUGUAUUAUGCAGAUAAAGACGAAUGUCAAAAUAACAACGGUGGAUGCCAGGAUAAAUGUAUGAACACAGCUGGCAGUUACAUCUGUUCCUGCAGAGAAGGGUUUGUUCUUCAGAAGGACAAGCAUAGCUGUAAAGAAGUAAAUGGCUGUGGUGGUGCUCUGACAACCUUAUCUGGUGAAAUAACAUCUCCGAAUUACCCAGGAUCUUACCAAUCAAACAGAGAUUGUACGUGGAAAAUUGUUGUCCCACCAGGAAGUCACAUACAGCUUACCUUCAACGAAAUCGACAUUGAAUAUCAUGAGAACUGCUCUCUUGACUACGUAGAAGUGUUCUCGGGCACUGGCCAACAAGCCGUGAGCCUGGGCCGAUAUUGCGGAAGGAGAAUUCCUGCAGAUAUUCAUUUUUCCAGAGCUCAUAAAAUGUUGGUGAAAUUUCACUCGGAUAAAUUGAUCAGCCACACAGGGUUCAGAGCACAGUAUACCGCAGUGUGCAGUGCAAAUCUUCACGUAUCAAAUAACAAACGUCAGUUCUUCUCUCAUCCAAGUUAUGGCAGCGACAAUUACAAAUCAAACCUCCGGUGUUCAUGGCGGCUGACUACUCGGCCUGGAUAUAUUAUUCGUUUGCGAUUCAAGCAGUUUGACGUUGAAAACGAGAAGCUCUGUGGAUACGAUUACGUCAUCAUCCGCGACGGAACUAACAACACCGCGCCACUACUGGGACGAGCUUGCGGUCAGACGUCGACUCAAUCUUCGCACGAGUUCGUAUCAACCGGAAAUCGAAUGUGGAUAAAAUUUGAAACGGACUUGACAAACAACAGGAAAGGUUUCAUUGCAGAGUAUAUUAGAUCACGCAAAAAUGAAAAACGAUCGUUAUAGGAAAAGACAGUAGCAGUCGCUUUAUGUAUGUGGAAAAAUUUCUUAGAGCUAAAGCAGAAAUGUUAAGACAGCCUUAAAAAAAUCCCUGUUACGCUAUUAAGUCAUAACCGGCUAAUUAAAUAAGGUAAACGUAAAAAAAUAUUUUUAAUUAAAGCAAGAGUUAUUUUUAUUUAUUACUCUUAGUACGUUUCAAUCUGCUACACUUUUUAGGGAUUUGCAAUAACCUGUGAUUUGUACUUUCCCGGACUGUUUUGUUCAAAUUUCUUCUUAAUGUGAUAUUGUGUAGUUUUUUUUUAAUUUAUUCUAUGCCGCUGGAAAAAAGAAUAAAAUACAAAA
This is a messenger RNA of Pocillopora damicornis (cauliflower coral), 3267 nucleotides long. RefSeq names its product tolloid-like protein 1. NCBI's taxonomy places the organism in Eukaryota, Metazoa, Cnidaria, Anthozoa, Scleractinia, Pocilloporidae. Gene Ontology annotation, molecular function: calcium ion binding; metalloendopeptidase activity; zinc ion binding. The record is from RefSeq and is a predicted model, not a curated record. Gene Ontology annotation, biological process: proteolysis.